Messenger RNA from Acanthosepion pharaonis, 768 nucleotides. The record is from the annotation of a GenBank genome assembly. Lineage: Eukaryota; Metazoa; Mollusca; Cephalopoda; Sepiida; Sepiidae.
AUGAUUGAAAUUUCUUUUUAUACAAACGCCAAACCAAACUUAGCAAAUUUCAUCGAUAUCUAUCUAUCUAUCUAUCUAUCUAUCUUAGUCAUUCUGUUCAUAUAUAUCUCAUUAUUUUCACAUCUAUCUAUCUAUCUCAUUCUGUUCAUAUAUAUCUCAUUAUGUUCAAAUCUAUCUAUCUAUCUAUCUAUCUAUCUAUCUAUCUAUCUAUCUAUCUCAUUCUGUUCGUAUUUAUCUAAUUCUGUUCAUAUAUCUCUCAUUUUGUUCACAUCUAUCUAUCUAUCUAUCUAUUUCAUUAUGUUCGCAUCUAUCUAUCUAAUUUUGUUCAUAUAUAUCUCAUUUUGUUCACAUCUAUCUAUCUAUCUAUCUAUCUAUUUAUCUCUAUUCAUUAUCUAUCUAUCUAUCUAUCUAUCUAUCUAUCUAUCUAUCUAUCUAUCUUAUCUCUCUCUCUCUAAUUUAUCAAUUUAUUCCUUCUAUCUAUCUAUCUAUCUAUCUAUCUAUCUAUCUAUCUAUCUAUCUAUCUAUCUAUCUAUCUGUUUGUUUCCAAGUUUUUUUUUUCUCAUUCUUCGUCUGCAAUCUCUCUCUCUCUCACACACUUUCUCUCUUUCUGACCUUUCUCUCUUUCUCUCUCUGAUCUUUUUUUUCUCUCUUUCUCUCUCUGACCUUUCUCUCUCUCUCUCUCUCUCUGACCUUCUCCCUUUCUUUCUCUCUCUCUUUCUGACCUUUCUCUCUCUCUCUCUGACCUUCUCCCUUUCUCUCUCUCUCUGA